Molecule: messenger RNA, 2067 nt
Organism: Aspergillus pseudotamarii
Lineage: Eukaryota; Fungi; Ascomycota; Eurotiomycetes; Eurotiales; Aspergillaceae
Exons: 1
Coding region: 1-2067 (688 amino acids)
Source: RefSeq, a predicted model, not a curated record
AUGGAUCUAGAGGAUCUUCCACCCUUCAGCCGCUUGCCCUCUGAGCUGGUCAGACUUAUAUUCAUACUUGUAACCAAUGACGAACCCGCGAGCCUCCAUAAUCUCAAACUAGUUAGCAGAUUAUUCUACAAUCACGCUAGUAGAGCAGCCAGGUCUAUAAUCUGCCGCGAUAUCGUCAUCAAGGUAUGCAGACAUUAUGCCUUGACAAAACCAACCGAGAAGAUCGUGGAAGAGCUUAACCAGACAAGAGGUUUCCGCUAUGCCCGUCGGCUUAUAAUUGAAGAAAGCCCUAACGCUUGCGAGGUGGAUGCCCCUUGCAAGGCGCAUCUUAAUUGGCAUCCGCCUGAGCUUACUGAACUGAGACGCAUGGAUCUGGAUGAGCCAUAUGAGCCUACGUGUGCUGCAGCUUUGCAGGAGACACCAUUGUGCCCGAAUACUCGCGAUGGGGACGUCAAAAUAGGCAACAGACGAAACCAUGUAUGGAAGCCCGUGGCAGAGUUGAUUAGAUACCUGCCUGCUCUGACAGAUCUGUUCUUCAGAUGCGGCGGCCAGUUUCCUGUCUGUCUUCUUGAUGCCAUGCAUCGCUGGGCACCCAGAUCAAAGUUACAUCUCCAGACAUUCUCCUUGCAGGGUAUGGAUUCCCUUACAGAAGACUCCCAAGAGCACAAGUUGGUAUUCUCGCCACGCCUGCAUAGUAUUAUGCUACAGUACAAUGAAAAAGCCGUGUGUAGUUAUGACAACACUCCUUGCUACAAAAUGAAGACUAUACAACGUCUGGUAAAGUCAGUCCCAAACUUGAAGGAAUUACAAAUCACCCGUCGCGAGGCUCCCAAGAAAUUCACCUGUGUUCCUAUACUUAGUCCUCUACAAAGGCCCAAGCCGGAAGAGGAAGAUACCUCCCUGCCCCCUGCAUCGCUAAAACUCUUGAGAAUCAUUGACCAGGUCCCGUUAACAGCUAUGACCCUCGUUGACUGGGGAAGGCACACCAACUUCUCCGAGCUAGAAACCCUUGAGCUGUGUUCACUGGCCGAACCGACGGCCUUAAUUGUCUGGUCCCAGCAGCUCAAGUUCCCAAAGCUAAAAGCCUUGUAUUUACAGCUCAAAGCCCCUGCUUUCCUCGAGGAGGACGCACCUACCACCGAGUUCUACGAGGCGACAACUCGUUUUAUAACAAGUCUCUCGGGAUUGAAGGAAUUGUACUUAGAGGGUUGGCACUCGCUGGUGUCUUUGGAUCCGCUUGUUAAUCAACACGGCUGUUGCUUGCGAAAGCUAGACCUCUCAGGUCCCCAGGCCUGGCAAUGUUUAACUGAACGCGACAUCCUCCAACUGGGCAAACAUUGCCCACUCCUGGAAAACCUGGAUAUCAUGAUCCCCCGCUCAGAGGGCGACGCCAGAGAAGUUGUCCUGUAUAGGGCUAUAGGAACCAUACCACGUCUACAAUACCUACACUUACACCUGGACGUAUCUGAUUCAUCCCUCAGUGGAAGCCAAGAUAACGUGGAAACAGAUAUCGAUCAACAAAUCCGUCGCAAUUUCAACCCAGUCCGGAACACAAACUUCAAACCGCCCAGCGAGCCAUCAUUCGACAAAUUCGGUAAUACGUUUUCUAUCAAGGACCUAGGGGGCUUCUACCGAAGCCGCAACGGACACGUCCUACGAUUAUUCAGGAACAGCGCCAUAGAUUCUCGCCUCGCAUGCUCGAUCUUCAAAACUAUAUCCGGAAACAAGGCCACCGGCUCAUCACAACUGGAACGAAUGAGCAUUCGACUCCAGUGUAGUGCGUUUGAAACGGGUACCUUGUUCAGUCACUUGGCUCAUAUUUUCCCUUGCGCAUGGCUGGUCGAGCGGAAUUCACACGAUGAUCGUCGCGAUGAAGUGUUGGCUACACAGGUAGCUUCGUGUCCUUAUGAGAAGACUUAUUUCCAGUCGAAGUUUCCGGGGUUUGUAGAACCGUGUAAGGAGGCUUUUAGAAGUGUUUGGCCGAAGCCGGUUGGGAUGGAAGCGGAAGGUACCUGGUGGGAGGAUUGGUCUAGCUUCCCUCUUGAGACUGAAGGUUUGCUGGGUUGA